This is a messenger RNA of Pungitius pungitius (ninespine stickleback), 4862 nucleotides long. RefSeq names its product serine/threonine-protein kinase Nek9 (gene nek9). Gene Ontology annotation, molecular function: ATP binding; protein kinase activity; protein kinase binding. The transcript is spliced from 23 exons. Gene Ontology annotation, cellular component: centrosome. Lineage: Eukaryota; Metazoa; Chordata; Actinopteri; Perciformes; Gasterosteidae. Gene Ontology annotation, biological process: protein phosphorylation. The record is from RefSeq and is a predicted model, not a curated record. The coding region runs from base 653 to 3550 and encodes 965 amino acids.
GUUUGGUCGCGAGUAAACGAUGGAUGUGUCCGGGAUGUCGGCGUGUGAGCUGAUUUUAAACAUCGCCCACCACUGCGCCUUACGCGGAAUUUACGGAGCUGUUUUAGCUUUUUAACAUUGCCACAACAUUUAGAUGUUUUCAUUGCGUUAGUGUCAUAUUGUCUUGCUAACCGAAGCUUUAGCUAAAGCUCAACUCGUCAAGGCGAGUAGACUACUGCCGCGACCGGAAACACGCUGGGUGGACUUUCAGCGUAAAAUACACCAAAACACUCCCGGAGCUAUGACCUUUGUUUUGAAAUUCUGAAAGAGUUGACCGAGCGCCCUCAUUUUUUUCUUCUUUACGCCUCACUCUGUCGAACUAUUUUGCUACGCUGUGUUUGUACUUUAUUCGUACAUUGUACGUAUGUUUGUGUGUGUGUGUGUGUGUUAAGUGGCUUCUAAGGCACCCGGGGAACUUAUUACCAUUCACUUGACGGGUAUCCGUGUGUGUGUGUAUGUGUGUGUGUGGGAGGGGGGGAGAGACAUGUCAGACGCGUGUUUACGAGUUACGUAGCACUCUUUCAGAAAUAGUCGUCGAAAGGCCCGUGCGGGUUGUUUCCAUCACUGCCACCCCUCAUUUUUUUUUGUGCCGAACAAAGUCCCGAGGCAGGAAAUGUCCCUCGCGGACGAUGAGAGGCAUUUCGACUCGCUAAACUCGGACCUGUUCGGCGGGUCGGUGUUCAGCGAGAGAUCGACGGCGUCGAGCGCGUACAAUGGCGACGAGGAGAAGCUGCACUACAUUCCUAUCCGGAUCCUCGGGAGGGGGGCGUUUGGUGAAGCGACUCUGUACCGCAGAACGGAGGACAACUCCCUGGUGGUGUGGAAGGAGGUGGAGCUGAAAUCCCUCUCGGAAAAGGAGAGCAGAGAUGUCAUGAAUGAAAUAAGCAUCCUCUCCAUCCUGCAGCACAACAACAUCAUCGCCUACUUGAACCACUUUGUGGAUAAAAACACCUUGCUCAUUGAAUUGGAGUAUUGCAAUGGAGGAAACCUGUAUGAUAAAAUCAACCGCCAGAAGGGGAAACUUUUCAGUGAAGAGGUGGUCAUCUGGUACCUGUACCAGAUCGCCUCCGCUGUGGCCUACAUUCACAAGGCUGGGAUCCUUCACAGAGAUAUCAAAACUCAGAACAUCUUUUUGACCAAGACCGACCUCAUCAAGCUCGGUGACUAUGGGCUCGCAAAGAAGCUUAACUCUGAGUUUUCAAUGGCAGAGACUUGUGUUGGAACUCCAUAUUACAUGUCACCUGAAUUGUGCCAAGGAACAAAGUACAACUUCAAAUCGGACAUCUGGGCCAUGGGUUGUGUCGUCUUUGAAGUCCUUGCUCUUACACGGACAUUCGAUGCAACGAACCCUCUGAACCUCUGUGUGAAAAUAGUCCAGGGGAACUGGACCAUGGAAGUGAACUCGGAUGUGUAUUCAUCCGAAUUGAUCAAACAGGUGUACGAGUGCCUCGACCCAGAUCCCGCCAAGAGGCCCACGGCGAACCAGAUCCUGGACCAGCCACUCGUCUCCUGCUGUAGACAGGAGCUUGAAGAACGAGUUGCCCUCCUGAGUUUGGCUAUGAAAAAACCCAAGCUGAGUACAGUGACUGACACCUCGGUUGCCGUGGUGACUACGCGCUCAAGGGAGGUGUACUACUGGGGCGGAGGGAGGUUCACGCCCCAGAAAAUGGACAUAUUCAAAGGAGGUAGCAGUGCGCAGCACGUGUGCGCGGGAGAGAGUCACUUUGCAGUAGUGACCGUGGAAAAGGAGCUGUACACCUGGGCAAACGUCCAAGGCGGAGCCAAGAUGGUGGGCCAGCUGGGGCAGGGAGAUCAGGCCUCGUACCGGCAGCCGAAGAAGGUGGACAAGCUCCAGGGGAAGGCCUUCCGGCAGGUGGCCUGCGGGGCCGACUUCACCGCGUGCGUCACCGACGAGGACCAGAUGUACAUGUUCGGGUCGGACUAUUACGGCUGCAUCGGCGUGGAGGGAGAGUUCGGCAAUGAGGUUCUGAAACCGGUGCUCUUGGAGUUUUUCGAGGAGCGGCCUGUCCGGCAGGUCUCCUGCGGAGACCACCACGUGGCCGUCCUGACUCAGAGCGGGGACAUCUACUCCUGGGGCUGCGGAGAGUAUGGGCGUCUCGGCCUGGAGUGUGAGGAUGACUUUUCUUCUCCGAUGCAAGUGGAGAUCCCUAAAGGCGCCAUCAUCUCCUCGGUGUCGUGUGCCAGCGACGGGACCUUCUUUUUAACCGAGACUGGCAAAGUCUUAGCAUGUGGAAACAAUGAAUUCAACAAACUUGGUCUGAACCAGGGAUUCUCUGGUCUAAAAAAACACACUGGAGAGCAGGGCUAUUAUGGGAUCCCGUACAUCACUACACUGACUUUGGUAAAGCAGCUGGCCAGGUUUAAGAUUCAGGUCAUAGCCCCGGGGAAGGCCCACACAGCCGCCAUUGAUGAUCAUGGCCGUCUGAUCACCUUCGGUUGCAACAAGUACGGACAGCUGGGUGUGAAGGACUUUAAGAAACACCAGGGUGUCCAACUCCUUGUUGGACCCUUUGGAGGGAAGAAAGUGACCAAAGUGUCUUGUGGGGAUGGCUUCACCAUUGCCGCCACUCUGGACAAUCACAUAUUUGCAUGGGGAAACGCAGGAAACGGUCGACUUGGGAUGCCGGCUGAUAAGGAAUUUGGUACAGAGGUGUGCCCUGCCAUGCCGAAGCCUAUUUUCGGUUCCCUGCACCAUGUGCCAGACCUCUCCUGCCGUGGCUGGCACACCAUUAUCAUAAUGGAGAAGGUGCUCAACUCCAAGACCAUUCGCUCUAACAGCAGCGGACUAUCAGUCGGUAGUGGACUGGGCCAAGAGGCAUCUACAUCUACAGUGGAUCUGGACAUAGAACCUGGUUCGGAGACGGACGGUCGUGACCGGGGUCUCGGCGGUACACUGGAGGAUAACACGGAGCGGUGCCUCAUGGAGACUCCGGCGAUGUCGCUGACGAGUCAGACCGGGGACAGCUCCUGCCCUCUGUGGCUUAGAAAUGAGCUUGAGAAUGCCGAGGUCAUCCCGAUGCCAGAAGACUCCGAGGGAUCCGUUCCGGACCGGCUCUCUUCGAUCUCCGAGAGCGUCACUCUGCCUUAUGAGGAGUUGAAAGGGCUGAAGGCCGCUGCAGAAGCAGCCUGCACUCAGAAGGACCUGUCGACUAAACGCAUGAGCUGUGAUAAAGUCAAGGGACUGGAGGAGGCCGACGUCUGCAAAAAAGGGGAAACUGGCGCAUGCUGCAAUGCAAGUUACGAGGUCACACAGUUGCGAGAAAUGCUCGCUAAUCAAGACAUGAGAAUCCUGAGGCUCGAAAGUCAGGUCAACGAGCAGCAGAAGGAGAACGAAAGGCUCUGGGCGGCCAUCGGUCGCUCGGCGCCAAGGGAAGCGGGACGCGACGGCGACGGAAACCAUACCUCCGAUGCCCGAAUGCCCGGGGACGGAGGAGAGCGAGGAGGCGCGUUCGCGAUUCACGGGGGCCGAUCCUCGGGGGCCAGCGUGUGACUUUUACCUGCGGGCGUCCUGACUACGGGAGCGACAUGUGAAGCUAAACCAGCCGGGGUUAGGUGGGGGGGGGGGGGGAUCGGAGGCUUGGUCGGGACAUGCAGUCCGCCCUGCGGUCUCGUGCUCGUUUACAGAGGUCAUGCAUGCAGCACACGCGUUUCACGGGAUGCUAGGUUGCGUUAUUACUAUCCGUUACCUGUGUAUUACCGUGGGUAACACCUUGGACCCUCAUCUGCACACCUGUGUUCAGCCGUGUGCAGCCAUCUGGCUAGUUUCUCCACAUGCUGACAUGUUGGCUGGAUUCAACGCGAGGCACCGGACCCUCAGACAGACCAUCACCAUAGUGAGUAUAGCUAUUGUUGACUUAAAGCAAUGUCAGCUUUAAGGCUUUGGUCCUUUGUGCCUCAUAUAUUAUUAAAGGCCGUUUAAUGCAAAUAGAAAAUCCAAAGAUCACGUUUAUUUAUUUUUUUUGUAAAUGGUCCAGAUUUUGGCUCCCAGGAUGUUGUGCAGAUUUAUUCUGACUUUUACUUUGCUUUAAUUUUUAAUUAUUUUGAUUUAAUUUAAUAUCCAUAAAAAGUUAAAAGUGCCAAAUACAGUUUCUAACAGUUUACCCACAUUCAUGAGAAAUGUUUUAAACAUAUUUUACUUAUCUCAUGCAGAUAUAUAUAUCUUUUUUACAUUUGCAUGUUAUAAAGUAUUUGUGUGAAACACAAAACUUUCAUUUUUUUUUAUUUGCUGCUGCAUACUUUUUCUUAUUAGCAUCAACUCUUGAAUUCUUGACAGGGAAGCACAGAUGUAGGUCUCUGUGACACGUAUGAACCGUUUUUUUCAUGUGGAGGCAUCUAACAUACAGCUUACCAUGUGGCUAUAAUGUUUUCUUAUUUUAACCAUUUUACCUGUUGGUAUUUCUGAAAUGUUGUUUUUAUGUAUUUAAAAAAGCUAGUUGCACGUUUUGAGAAUGUUUGUGCGUGUCACAUCAAAUGUGUGUUUGUUUGUGCGUUUGUUUGUGAAACACUUCAACACUUCUGUCAUAGUUUGCUUACAAGCCGUCAGCGGUCCACCACGAGAACACUGGCAGGAUUUUAGAUUCUGCAAAAUGCAACGUUAAUACAAUUAAGAGUGCCUUAGCAAGCUAAUGAAACCAAAAAAUUGAGCAAAUAUGUAAAUGUGUGCCUUUAUGAGUGUAAAAUAAUGUCUGUUUGUCAACAAUUAACCAAACGUAGUGGAGACAUAACAGUUGUAUAAACACUUCUCUUACUGCAAACUGCUCCUUUGUGUAAAAGUCCAAAAUAAAGCAUAGCGGUUAAUUUUU